GUCGGACAACAGCUCCGUCGUGUCUUGUACGGAAUGGCUUUACGAAAGCUCCAGCCAUUUUGGAACCAUCGUAGAAGAGCCUCAGAGCAGCUACUUUUCAUCAUGUAAACUAACACGUACGGAUAGAAACGACGAGAGAUCUGGAACUUGGUAUGCGAUCGAGCGUGGUUCGUUCCAGCCACCACUGUCGUCUACCUGCUUGGUUCCAUUGUGGGCUUCAUUAUUUCUGGCAUUCUAUCGGACAGGUAGGUACACCAAUAACCUGUCGUUACCGACACACUUUAUGAAAAUUGGCCCGACAAUUCUGCCAGUGGACAUUCCCAGAAGGACGGUCUGCAGCCUUUCCGGGUUCGCUGCUCUUGUCAACUCGUGCAGGGAAUAUUUGGCCAUAGACGUGCAUUGGACAUUAUCACCUGGAACAGACCUUUUCUGGUAGAACACAAUAUCUAUCUUCGGAAUAGAUUUUUGAUUUCUCUCUCUCAUUUCACUCCGAUAGCACGCGAUUUCUCCUUGAAUUAUAAAAAAUGACAUUUAAUUAUUACGUUGUCAGUUUGUGGAAGCUAUUUAACCAGGGAAAGUCCGACGGGGGACCUUGAUAUAACGUGGGGUACGCAGGGAUCCUGUAUGCGUUUGCCCGAUAAGCCCUUUCCAUGUAACUCCCCACUCAUCAUUUAAAUGAAGUUGUUAAAUUUAAAGCGUUGAGGAGCGUCGGUGCCGUAACCGGCAGAGCGAACGAGGAACGAAGCGAAAGAUGAAUGUAAGGGAGAGCUUGAGGAGGAAACCAGUGGGAAACCGUUCGGGCACAGUGAAGGUAAGUCGAGUCAGUGAAGCGAGGGUGUGAGGAGGAGGGCACGUUUGGGAAGGCGGAACGCAUGUGGUUGCAAUUUGGUGAGCCAGGCUCCAAAUUUGCGACUGGAACCGUGCGGCCGCAAAAUCGCGGAGUUAACGAACUGGGAUAUGAGUGCUACCCGAAGAAAGUACUAUGUGUCCAGAGCUCAAGCUCAACAGUUGCACUCAAAUUUCGCAAUACCGCCUAUUAUAAUCGUCCAGUGCAUAUUUUCUCACGUUUUCAGUAUCGGCCGGAAGCCUGUGGCCAUGGUCAGUUGCAUAGCGGUCAUUGUGUUUUGCAUCUCCAUCGGCAACGCUACCAACAUCGCGUUCUAUAUUGUGCUUCGCUUCUUCGUGGCAAGUGCAGUGAGUGCCCUCGCACUCCCUCUCUACGUGCUACUUAUCGAAGUGGUGGCAGUGUCGAACCGAGGGUUGUACGCCAUCGUCAUGGCGGGUGGUUACGGUGCGGGUACAGCCUCUGUCCGAGUAGCCCAGAGUUUGAACCUUGGCUGGCGCCUCUUCCAACUGAUGCUCAUGGUGCCUACAACGACGCUCGUCUUAGGAUUUCCAUGGAUCCAAGAAUCUCCACGGUGGCUCAUCUCCCGCUGGAAUCUGAGCAAAGCCGAAAAAGUGGUUCUCACUAUUGGCAGGAUUAACGGAACUAAGCCCGAACAUACUAUGGAGCUCUGGCGGAGCAUUCGCCUUGACCUUGAAAAGGAAGAAGAGAAGUACUCCGAAAUGUUGAGAGUGGAACUACUGAGCGUUCUCCUUGCUCCAAGUUUAAGAUGCGCAAACGUAAUUCUUUUCUACUCUUGGUUCACCGUUUCACUUACGUACUACGGCAUCCACGUCUACGUCGUGAGGAAUCCCAGCACGACGAUGCUGGUGACUCUCCUCACCUUCCUGCCUAUUGCCACGUUGACGUACUGGGGAAUGGAAUACCUGGGACGGACACGGACCCUGACCUGUGCCAUGUUUCUAACUGCGUUCUCCUGUUCGCUGGACGUAUUCUUUCGAGGCGAUGAAGGAAGCGCCGUUCCAACUGUUCUGACUGACGCCCUGGAACUGUUGGGGAUCGGCGUUGCACAGAGUGUGGUGGUGCUCGUUAUCGCCGAAGUGAACCCCACAGCUGUGAGAACCAUCGCUGUCUGUUGCGGUUUUGUCUGCAGCAGGAGCGGAAUGAUCUGCGCUACUCUCGCGCAACAUCUGUGGACACUGCCUAGUGUCGGACCACCAGUCCUGUACGGUGUCUGCUGUCUGGUCGCUGGCAUCCUCGUCACCUGCGUGCCGGAAACGAAGGCAGCCAGGUUACCGGAGGCUGUCAAAAAAUUCAAUAUGUUCGAGAUAGCCCCUCUUCCGCUUGGAAGAAAAUCGCACAGAAGAAUUAGAGCAGAAGAAAGCAGCUCUCGUCACAGCCCCGUUCAUAUGGGUCGCAACAGUCUCAAGCCCGUGCUCAGCAGGUUGGGGGAAAUAUAUGGAUCCGAGACGACCACCCUCUCGAGCUAUGGCAUCAGCGAUGUUGUGCUCGACAUCAGAGACAUCAUACAGAAGUCGUCGGACACUAACCGUUCCGCAAUAUAACAAUUAUCAUGGAUGACAUA
Ornithodoros turicata is the source of this 2429-nucleotide messenger RNA. Its product is annotated as beta-alanine transporter-like. Gene Ontology annotation, cellular component: membrane. The record is from RefSeq and is a predicted model, not a curated record. Lineage: Eukaryota; Metazoa; Arthropoda; Arachnida; Ixodida; Argasidae. Gene Ontology annotation, molecular function: transmembrane transporter activity. The transcript has 10 exons. Gene Ontology annotation, biological process: transmembrane transport. Bases 958 to 2409 code for a protein of 483 amino acids.